Lactuca virosa is the source of this 2911-nucleotide messenger RNA. NCBI's taxonomy places the organism in Eukaryota, Viridiplantae, Streptophyta, Magnoliopsida, Asterales, Asteraceae. The record is from the annotation of a GenBank genome assembly.
AUGGUUCUGGGGUUGAGGUCUAAGCACAGAAAAGAUGGAUCAAUUCAAGUAAACUAUCUUGUUCAUGUACAAGAGAUUAAGCCUUGGUCUUCACCAGUACAAUUUCUUGAUCCAAGUCAAUGUCUAUCACUAGUAUGGGAAAAUGGUGAUCAAAUGUCUGGUUAUCUUUCCCCCACUCUUAUAGAUUCCAAAAUCGAGUUCAAUCAAUCUUUCAUACUUCCAUUAACCUUACGUAGAGAUAAAAGGGAUCGCGAUAAGUUUCAAAAGAAUUGUCUGGAGUUCCACUUGUAUGAGCCUCGAAAAGAUAAGCCAAAUAAAGAUCAACUUUUAGGGUCAGCUAUAGUUAACCUUGGUGAUUAUGGGAUCAUUGAAAACAUUUUGAGUGUUAGUGUCCCAAUCAGCUCUAAAAAGAGUUCUAAAUCUGUAGCACAACCGGUUUUGUUUCUUAAUAUACAAUCAAAUGACAAAGACGAGACUAAUUCAUCAAGUAAAAGUAGCUUAUCAAAGCAAUCAUCAAUGGAGAAGUAUGGGCAAGAGUCUGCUUCAGAAGUAACAAAUGAUGGAGAACUUGGAAUCGCUUCUUUCACAGACGAUGAUGACGAUGAUGAUGAUGCUGAUGAUGAUUCUAAACAUUCAUCAUACCAAAAUAACAAGGAUUCCAUGGAGGGCACGAAACAAGGUAAUGGAAAGCACCCUGUUCUUCCCUUGGGAAUGGAAUCAACUUCAAAGCAUCCUGAAAGGAGUAUGACUUCAGUUAGAAAAGAACCUGCUUCCCCAUUUCUUCAAUCAUCUUUUUCAACCAUGGGUUCUCAAAAUAAGACAGGAGAGCCCAAGACUCGCAUGAGAAUCUUGGAACCUAAAAAUGGAAGCCAUGGGGUUCAAGAAGAUAAAGAAGGCAAUCCACCUCCUGUUAUUACCAAUUCUGUUAGUAAAGUUGCAUCUUUGCAUGAACAAAGUGGAAACUCUGAAGCUACUAAAGAGGAUAUGAGUGAACCAGAAAGUGGGCAGGGUGAAGAGAAAAAGCAAUUCUCAGAAGACAAUCUUGUUGGUAAGUUUUUAGCUUCAAGAAAGCAAGAUAAGUUAAGAAGCAACACUCUUGUGUCUAGUAGAAAAACACCUGGAGGACAAGGACAAGGGCAAGGGCAAGGGCAGGGAAGUAAUAAACUGAAGCAUUUGAAGUCUGUUCAGAUACCGAAAUCCGGUGGGAUUUCUGGAAAUGGAAUUCCUCCUGCUAGCCCAAAUAGAGAUAAAGAUAAAGGUGUAAAGAGUGAGUCAAGUGGGGUUUCAAAAAGUGAAGAAAGGUCAAGAAUAGAGAUGCUUGAAGAAGAACUUAGGGAAACUGCAGCUAUUGAGGCUGGACUUUAUUCCAUAGUGGCUGAACACGGGAGUUCCACUAACAAAGUACAUGCUCCUGCCAGACGUCUCUCUAGAUUCUAUUUACAUUCUUGCAAACAAAAUUUACAAGAAAGAAGAGUAAAUGCAGCUAAAGCUAUUGUCUCUGGACUAGUUUUGGUUUCCAAAUCAUGUGGAAAUGAUGUUCCAAGGUUAACUUUCUGGUUGUCAAAUUCAGUCAUGUUGAGGGGGAUUGUCUCCCAGAGUGUUGGAGAUUCUCAAUCCAAAAACAAACAUGGUUCAAUCAAAGUACCUGAUAACUGGCGGGACCCACAAACAUUCAUUGUUGCAUUAGAAAAGGUUGAAGCUUGGAUGUUUUCAAGAAUCGUUGAGUCCGUUUGGUGGCAGACUUUGACUCCACAUAUGCAAGCAUCCUCCACAAAUGCAACCGGAAAAAUGAUGGGUUUGAGUUCAAAGAAAACAUCUGGAAGUAAAAACGGUUUGGGUAAUCAACAAGGGAACUUAUCUGUUGAGCUAUGGAAGAAAGCUUUCAAAGAUACUUGUGAAAGAUUAUGUCCUACACGAGCUGGAGGCCAUGAAUGUGGUUGCUUACCCGUGUUGCCAAGAUUGGUGAUGGAGCAGUUGGUGGGUAGAUUGGAUGUUGCAAUGUUUAAUGCAAUUCUUCGUGAAUCAGAAGAAGAUAUGCCUACAGAUCCGUUAUCUGACCCCAUUGGUGACUUGCGGGUCCUACCUAUUCCUGCUGGAAGAUCAAGCUUUGGAGCUGGUGCUCAAUUGAAAAAUACUAUUGGGACAUGGUCUAGAUGGCUAACGGAUCUGUUUGGUAUUGAGGAUAACGACUCUCAUGAAGAAGAAAAUGAUGAUACGAAUUUUAAGGCUUUUCGAUUACUUCAUGCAUUGAGUGACCUCAUGAUGCUUCCUUUUGAAAUGCUUGGAGAUAAGUCCAUAAGGAAGGAGGUUUGCCCAACAUUUUCUACUCCAUUGAUCAGAAGGGUUGUUUGCAGUUUUGUGCCAGAUGAGUUUUCUCCUAACCCAAUUCCCAAUUCCCUUAUUCAGGCCCUUGAUGCAGAGAUACAGGAUGAGGAAAUCGAGGCUUUUGAUGGGUCCCACUCCCAGAUACACUUCCCAUGCAUUGCACCUUCAUCAACUUAUACACCACCUCCAUCGCAUUCACUUUCUGGUGUAAUCAACAUGGAAGGAGCCCAAUCUUUAAGGAGAAGCUCAUCAUCCGUGUCGGUGCUGAAGAAAUCAUACACAAGUGAUGAUGAGCUUGAUGAGCUUGACUCACCUUUGACCUCAAUCAUUACAGACAGUUCCAGGGUUUCCUCAAGUUCCAAAGGACCUCAGUGGGUCCCCAAGGGUGGAAGGAGUAUUGCCAGAUAUCAACUCCUUCGUGAAGUAUGGAAAGAUGGUGAAUAGAUUGUGACAUUUUUUUCUUUAAAAGUUUAGUUAAGGAUACUGCUUUUAUCUUGUUUUUUUUUUGGUUAUAUAGCAUGAGAGAUGUUUGUAUCAGAAUAAGUUUUCUUGCAUUUCUUUUGAAAUACAAUCCUUAUUACCACUA